Lasiosphaeria miniovina is the source of this 1209-nucleotide messenger RNA. RefSeq names its product Vps51/Vps67-domain-containing protein. Gene Ontology annotation, cellular component: GARP complex; EARP complex; membrane. The record is from RefSeq and is a predicted model, not a curated record. Gene Ontology annotation, biological process: retrograde transport, endosome to Golgi; endocytic recycling; Golgi vesicle transport. Bases 1 to 1209 code for a protein of 402 amino acids. The transcript has 3 exons. NCBI's taxonomy places the organism in Eukaryota, Fungi, Ascomycota, Sordariomycetes, Sordariales, Lasiosphaeriaceae.
AUGUGGAGCGGGGCCUGCUUGGCACAAGCAGCUAAGCUUUCGCUCUCGAUCAACAUCCGCAUUCCGUCCGUGGUCAGCCCCUCUACCUGUCACCCACGAGCUAGCGAUAACCCGCACACUAUUCAAGUCGUCGAUGGCAGCGCCAUCAAUGCUGUAGCCGCUGGUAUGUCGACCAUCGCCUCGCCCCGCGACCCAUCGACACCGCUGGCGCGGCGCAUGAACUCGUCACAGCCCGUGACUGUCACCACACCCACGUCCUCCACACGCCCAAGUCUCGAUCUACCCGCCUCUGCCUCGGGGUCACCCAACCAUAAUGCCGCUGCUGGCAGCGGCUCGACCGCGGCCCCCCCCAACAAGCGAGCCACGCGCGCAGCGCUACGCGAGUACUACAAUAUCCGCAAGGCGGCAGCGACAGGGGCGAGCUCGUCAGGCCCGGGAACCCCGACUGUCGAGGUGACUGACGCACCAUUCGAUGGGGUUUUUGGCGGUGCCGCCGGAGCCGGCGCGACGGGCGGGAGCGGAGACAUGAUGACGGCCACAUCGGAGCUGGACUCGGCCGGGUUCGAUGCGGCGGCUUGGGUCGCGCGCACGCUGCAGACUAGCAGCUUGACGGAGCUUCUGCGCGCCUAUGCGCGCGUGUUGGGCGAGAUGCGAGCCCUCGAUGCUGAAAAGAAGGCGCUCGUCUACGACAACUACAGCAAGCUCAUCAGCGCCACCGAGACCAUCCGCCGCAUGCGCUCCACCAUGGACCCCCUCAACCCCAUGGCUAGCACUCUCGACCUGGUAGUCGCCAAGAUCUACGAGCAGGCCAAUGGGAUGCGCGAGGAGAUGCGCCGCGAGGUCCAGCGUCCGCUGCGAGACUCGUUUCAGCAAGAGGAAAGAAACUCGUCGGAACGGACAGGGGAAGAGGAGGGCGAGGGCGGGGAGCAAGACACGAAAAGACAGCAAAUUGCGGCGGUCGAGCGAAGGCGGAGGACCAGGGAACUCGUGCUGGGAGUGCUUGAGGUGCCGGAAAGGGUGAGGCGGCUAGUGCAAGAGGGGAGAGAGCACGAAGCCAAGCGCGAGUGGGAGCUGCCGCGACAGCUGCUGGAGAGAUGGAGAGAGAAAGGGCUCGGCGGCGACGACGUCGUCGCUCUCCUUGAAGAGGGUGAUGCAGCGCUAAGUGGCAGGGUUUCCCUGGAGCAGAACAGCGCCGCGAGCACGGCGUAG